UGAUCGCAGUCAGCGGUCUGUCUGCAUAAAUACCCGCUUCAGCAAGACGCAAAAUCUAGCUACCAAAAGACUCCUCGACUCCUACCAUACCUGACUAGAUCGCCAUAGUCAGUUAAAGUUAGGGUGUGCUCAAAUCAAUCAAAGAUGGCACUUGAUCUAGAGCCGAUGAUGGUACUGUCCCAGAAGCUCACCGGCGGCUACCAUCUCAGCGCCCAACUCCAAGCAUUGCUUGGCCGUCCCAUGGACAGCCGCGGCCAGGAGGAGGCCAUGGCGGUCAGCCAGGAGCUAUCGCGAGUGUUCAUGGAGGCCAUGUCCGUGCUAAGGCAUGCGAACAGUAACGGAGUGGACGUACUGAGGAUGGCUCCGGAGAUAAUGACUGGCAAUAGCAUUGGCUUCAGAACUGAUACGAAGGAUAAACGCAUCAGUGUACAAGAGGUUACUCCCCUCAAGAGGAGUAGAGAAGAGGAGUUUACGAGGAAGGAGAUUACACCCUCGCCACACAACGAUGGUUACCAGUGGAGAAAAUAUGGUCAAAAGAACAUUCAGAAGAGCAAUUUCGCCAGGUGCUACUACAAAUGCAACCGUGAUCCGCGUUGCACGGCGAAGAAGAAAGUGCAGCAGCAGGACAAGAGCAGCGACCCUCCCAUGUUCGAGGUCACCUACGUGAACGACCACACGUGCCAUGCACAUGUACUACCUGCCAUGGCUGCCAAUGACAGUACUAGUACAACAUUACCGACCACCACGAGCGACACCCUCAAAGCCGCGGACUCCGCAAGAAACGGCGCGUUCGACAUGACAUUCCCCCACAUCGGCGGCGGCAUGGUCGGCGAGAACGAGGCCAUCGUCUCGUGCCUCGCGAUGGUCAUCAGCGGAGGAACCGCGCCGCCGCCGCCGCCGCCGUCGCAAGCGGGCUCAGGUGAUGCGCCAGCGUACGUGCCCCCGCCGGGUUCGGAAUUCAGUAGCAUGGCGGACGGUGUGACGACGCUCGACGUGGUGGGCUUCUCGUGCGACGAUCUGUCGUCGUUUUGCCAUCCCCUCGAGGCAGCCGGGCUGUUCGACCUCUGCGACGUGCACAUGGACGCCGCACGAAUCAUGGACACAGUGUGGCCACGGCACACGUGA
This is a messenger RNA of Phragmites australis (common reed), 1125 nucleotides long. RefSeq names its product probable WRKY transcription factor 38. Gene Ontology annotation, biological process: regulation of DNA-templated transcription. The record is from RefSeq and is a predicted model, not a curated record. The coding region runs from base 145 to 1125 and encodes 326 amino acids. NCBI's taxonomy places the organism in Eukaryota, Viridiplantae, Streptophyta, Magnoliopsida, Poales, Poaceae. The transcript is spliced from 3 exons. Gene Ontology annotation, molecular function: DNA-binding transcription factor activity; sequence-specific DNA binding.